UGUUAAAUUCCCGUUUUCCCUGCCAUGCAAAUAAUUAGAAACGCCCAAUUUUCAAAAUAUCGCACUUGUAACAGUUUAACUAGCAAAGCCAAUAAUGUCCGCGAAAAGUAUGUUUUAUCGCACACAGCUGUGGAGUAACCGAUUAUUCGAUUGACAACCGGCGAUAAUUAUUUUACAAUCUGACACGUGCAAGUCAUUUAAACUUCAAAACUAAUUUCAUUUUUUGAUUGAAAAGAACAAAGAAAAUCGCUCUAAUUCUGCUGCGUGACUCGUCAAAUUCCCUGUCUCUCAUUCUACAGUGGAAAGCGAUACGAAAUGCCUAAGAAGACGGCAACAACAUCAACGCCAAUUGGCGCCGCAGGAGCGAAACCAAAAAAAGUUAAAACCAACGGUGAAGCGACCACCGACAACGGUAAACCAAAAGCCAGUGCCAAUGGUAAAGGUAACAAACAGCCGGAUGCAAAUCCACCCUUCGAUCGUGCAAACCUAGAUAGUUUAGUAGAGGAGCUGUUUGUCGACAAAAAAAAGUUGACUGCAGACCAGUUGGUACAGCGUCAAAAGCUCGAGGAGUAUAUUUGCACAGAAUUAAGUGAUGACUCCGACGAUAACAAUGAUUACACCGAGUAUACUAUGAACAGCUCCAGCCUUGAAAAAUCGCCGUCGCCGCCAGCCCCGAAGGCUGCGCCAAAAUCCUUGGCUGCCAGGCCAACAGAUCGCAAACGGAGCCAUCUUAAUGACAACAGUGAUGCAAAUAAUAAUGAUCAGCCCAUCAAGCGCGAUUCAACAAAUCAACGUAAGCAGCGUCGCACCCUAGAACAAACUGCGCCCGUGCAUGAGGACGGCAAGGCUCCAUACUGCCCGCUGGUAGUUCGCAAAUCCCUGCCCGCCGGCACAGAAGUCAAGUCCUGCCCGCUGCCAGGAAAACGCAAUAGCCUGGCGGCCGGUGAGGUGAAGUCGUGCCCCCUGCCGCCCAAAGGGAAAGUCAGCCCACGAGUAGAUGACCAGAUGCCCAGCACCAGCAAACAAGCCAAGCAGAAUGCCAUUGUGGAAGUACCAAAGAACGUGCACAAAUCCAAUAGCAUCGAGGAUGGCCGCCGCGUUCUGCAGUGGAUCAUGAAUCCGGUCCAACCGGAUGACUUCUUCAGCGACUUUUGGGAGAAGAACGCCUGCCUGGUGCAGCGCAAGGAUCCAAAGUUCUUCUCUAAGCUAAUAUCAUUCAAGAUGAUCGACGAGAUGCUAAAUCAAAAUCAUCUGGAGUUCACUACCAACAUCGAUAUAACAAGCUACACGGAUGGCAAGCGCGAGACGCUGAAUCCGGAAGGCAGGGCCAAGCCGCCAACAGUUUGGGGCUUCUACGGUGAUGGCUGCAGCAUUCGCAUCCUAAAUCCAUCUACCUAUUUGACCGGACUCCGUGAGACGUGCACCAUGCUGCAGGAGUUCUUCCAUUGCUUGGUUGGGGCGAAUGUGUACUUAACUCCACCAAACAGUCAGGGAUUCGCACCGCACUUUGAUGAUAUCGAGGCCUUUGUACUGCAAAUAGAGGGGCGCAAGCGCUGGCGCCUGUACAUGCCGCUCCAGCCGGCCGACGUGCUGGCCCGCGAAUCCUCGGGCAAUUACAAACAGGAGGAACUGGGCGAGCCCAUACUGGAUGAAGUGCUGGAGGCCGGUGACGUUCUCUACUUCCCUCGCGGCACUGUCCACCAGGCAAUCACCGACAAGGACCAGCAUUCGCUGCACAUAACUCUGAGUGUUUAUCAACAGCAGGCGUAUGCCAAUCUUAUGGAGCAGCUGAUGCCGCACGUCCUCCAGAGGGCGGUGAAGCAGAGUCUUGCUAUGCGGCGCGGUCUUCCGCUUCACACUUGGCAGAAUAUGGGUUUUGUGCAUGGCACUGACCACAAUCGCACCCGCAACCACUUCAUAAAGGACGUCCAGGAGAUGGUGCAAAAGCAUAUGGUGCCCACAGAGAAAGAGAUCGACUGGGCUGUCGAUCAGGUGGCCAAAAAGUUCCAACAUGAGGCCCUGCCACCUACCAUCAAACCGGAGGAGCAGGUCCGAACGGUCUUUGGGUCGCGUACCAGCCGUGAUAAAAAGGGCUAUGCCAUCUGCGACUACGAGCUUACCGAUCAGACUUCUAUUCGUCUGCUGCGCGCCAAUAUUCUACGCCUGGUGAGCAGCGAAGACUCGCUGCGCAUCUACUACUACGUGGACAAUGCUCUGGAGUAUUGCAAGUACGAGGCCAACUUUAUGGAGAUCGAGCCCAGCGAUGCAGGUGCCGUCCAGACCCUGAUUAAGGCCUAUCCUGCCUAUAUUAAGGUAUCUCUGCUGCCAUUAAAGAGCGCUGAUCGCAGGAUUGAGGCGGCUACGGCUCUGUGGGAGCGCGGUCUCCUAAUGACCGAGAAGCCGUUUAAGGAAGACGAUAACGAACCUGAGGAAGAUUAAAAACACAAAAAGCAGUACAAAUUGUAAUUACACCUAGAAGAUAAUUAAUAUUGUUAUGUAGUAAUUACGCAGACUCCGCUAUCUUGCCUAGCAAAAUAUGCUGAAGUCCAUUAACUAACAUAAUAUCAUUGUCAUCAUACUACAUACAUAAAAACGUGCAACAUAUAUCAUUUGUAAUUCAUUUCCCCAAUUUGGGCACUCGGCCCACAAAAUCCAAGAGUUUUGUGGUUGUUCUGAAGGCGCCUGCCGGGGUCAUGAAAUCUAAA
Molecule: messenger RNA, 2705 nt
Organism: Drosophila serrata
Lineage: Eukaryota; Metazoa; Arthropoda; Insecta; Diptera; Drosophilidae
Gene: NO66
Product: Bifunctional lysine-specific demethylase and histidyl-hydroxylase NO66
Cellular component (GO): nucleolus
Molecular function (GO): histone H3K36 demethylase activity; histone H3K4 demethylase activity
Source: RefSeq, a predicted model, not a curated record